This is a messenger RNA of Protopterus annectens (West African lungfish), 3226 nucleotides long. RefSeq names its product WD repeat domain 76 (gene WDR76). The coding region runs from base 645 to 2378 and encodes 577 amino acids. The transcript has 14 exons. Gene Ontology annotation, biological process: regulation of DNA damage checkpoint. NCBI's taxonomy places the organism in Eukaryota, Metazoa, Chordata, Ceratodontiformes, Protopteridae. Gene Ontology annotation, cellular component: nucleus. Gene Ontology annotation, molecular function: protein binding; DNA binding. The record is from RefSeq and is a predicted model, not a curated record.
UGCAUCGGACAAAUCCAUAAUAAUCAGGGACACUGAAAAAACUACUACUAUUAACUUAAGACACUGACAUAAUAAGCGAAUGUGAAGUAAUAUACAUCUUCUGACAUAAUAAGCGAAUGUUAAGUAAUAUACAUCUUCUGACAUAAAAGAAGCCUAUAACUCUAAUUAUUGUCGUUAUUUAUUACGUGUGAUUCGCCAACUUUUCUCCAAAAGUCACCAGUUUUAUGGAGAAAGAAAGUAAAACUUGAGUCAAAAGCUGGGAGAAAACGUUGAGAAUUGUGCCAUAACUGGAUUUCCUGGUCGUCAAGAAAAAUUCCCAACAGAUCACGGCAAAGCAGUGUACUUUUCUCUUCCUACUUAUGAUACUUUAGUUGAGAAACAAAGCAGCGAUUAGCUUCCACGUAAUGCAACCUUCUAUCACAUUAGCUAUAAAACUCUACCUAAACGUAUAAACCCAAAUUUGUCGCGAACGUUGUUACGUCCUUGUUGACGCCCGCUUCGGAAUCUGAGCGCCCUAAUUCAUGACUAGAAAGAAGAGUGGUGUAGGAGUGAUGGCGAAUUAAGUGACGCAUAUAGUUUGAAGUUCACGAAAGUCCAUUAACCAAACUGAAGUCACACCAGCAGACCAGAGUAUUAGGAAGGCUAUGCCUAAGGAACAUGGACGACCCCAGAAGAAUUUAAUCACAUCAACACCCACUGCUGCAAAGAACUUACAAGACAGAAAUAUGAAAACGCAAUUGACCAGAAAGCGAUUAAUAGAAAAAAAGUCAGUCCAGGAAGAGUCUUUUGAUGAACUGGUACCAAAAAGGGCAAGAAGAGAAUUGGCACAAAAGUCUGAAGCAGUAUCCAGUUCUGAUCCGAGUGGAAUAUUGUCAACAGAGACCAAAACUGUCAUGACUGUAGAAGGUGCUUCAGAAAGUGACUUAAGUGAUGGAGAAGACAACAGCACUUUUUCACGGGUUGGUGUACCUCGGUUAUCAGAGUAUGAGAAGAAGAGACUGAAGAAUAUUCGAGAAAAUGCUAAAUUUUUUGCAUCUCUCAAUAUGCUAGAGUCCGCAACAAGUUUGCGCAGAAGUGUAACCAAAAGACGUCCUCCAUUACCAAGACAGAAAAAAUUAAAACCAGAUGAGGAGGUUGUCUCUCGGAAGUCAAUGAGAUUACAGAGAUUAGAUCCCGAAGGAACUCCAUUACCAGAAUUACCAGUAAAACCAGAAACAGAUUAUAUAACCAGAUAUGUAAUGAAGCCUGCAGGGCCAUUACAGAUGGUGCUUGUAAAUGAAGAGCAAGACGAUGCUUUCCAUGAUUUUCAGAAAGGAUGGAACGACACCUUCAGUAAGGUAACUAUGUCAACAAAUAGGAAGCAGGCAGACAACUUGGAAAGGUACAGAGCUAGCCUGGAUCGUAUGACCAUCGAAGAGAGCUAUGUCUGUAAAGUUGUAAGGGGCAGAAUCUAUUCCAUGGCUAUUCAUCCAUCCGAAACACCAGUUUUAAUAGCAGCUGGUGAUGCUUAUGGAGGAGUUGGUGUUUGGAAUCUGAGUAAGAAAAACGAUCCCAGUCAUGAAGUCUUCAUCUUUGAGCCCCACAUUCAGCAAGUUUGUUGUAUGCACUUUUCACCCACUAAUCCUUCUCAGCUGUUCUCUCUGAGCUAUGAUGGAACUGUACGGUGUGGAGAUUUUACCAAAACUGUCUUUGAUGAGGUUUAUAGGACGGACUUUUCACUUUCUUCCUUCGAUUUUUUGGGACAAGAUGGCUCCACUCUGAUACUUAGCCAUUUUGAUGGUGGGUUGGCAAUUGUCGAUAGAAGGACACCUGGUACUUCACAUGAAGUGUUUGGUACCGUCGAAAUGGGAGUACUCAGAACUGUCCAUGUUCAUCCAGAAGAUAGACAUUACUUUGUAGGAUGUGGUGGAAGGACUGUCAAUAUUUACGAUGUGAGACAGGUGAAGAAUAAAAAGCUACAGAAUCCUGUAGCCAGCCUUAAGGGCCAUUCCCGAAAUAUCACUUCUGCAUAUUUCUCCCCCACCUUGGGUAAAAGAGUGGUUACAACAUGUUAUGAUGAUAGACUAAGGGUUUAUGAUACAAGCUGCAUCUUGUCAAAUAUUGAUCCUCUUUCUUCGAUAAGGCAUAACAACUUCACUGGGCGCUGGCUGACUAGUUUCAGAGCUGUUUGGGAUCCUAAAAGAGAGGACUGUUUUGUUGUGGGCAGUAUGAGUCGUCCACGACAGAUAGAGGUGUUCCAUGAAACAGGAUCAUUGCUGCAUACCUUCUUCAAUAUGGAUUAUUUGGCAAGUGUGUGCUCCAUCAAUGUUAUGCAUCCUACAAGAAACGUGUUAGCUGGUGGAAACAGCAGUGGUCGUGUGCACGUUUUUAUGGACUGAAGACUUUUUAUAUGGAGAAUUAUUUCUGAAAGAAAAUAUUUUUAUAAGUGUAUCUAUAUAUACAUAUCUGUAUGUACAUAUGAUGGAAAUUGUUUCAUAGUUUGCUUGCAUGUAACUGUUUUUAGUGUGGUGUCACUGUUUCGUAAAGUGUAACAGUUCAAUUGUGUUUAAGAGUUAGCUCAUCAGCCAUACGUUAUCUUUGGUCAGUUAAUUCUGCAAGCUAAUAACUGAUCACAUUGGCAUGAAGAGCAGGCCUUGAAGGCAGCUUCUUAGUGUGUCAGUUCUGUUUUAUUUAUUUUUAUUAUUAACUUUUAAAAUUCCAUAUUAGGCAGCCUCAAACAUGUAAUUUUAUGCAAGUAUCUUAUCAGUUGGUAUCUGUCAUUCUUUACAGGUUUAUAUAGUGGUAUGGCACGGUGCUGGUUUAUGCCUUCUGUUAAGUGGCUUGGCAGCAUAGCGCAAAGGACUGAGGCUGAUUUGUUCAUAAUCUUUAUCUCAUAGUGCUGGGAUUGUUUACUUCUCCUUCUGAGCUUUCAUACUGCCUUGUGGGUCUUAACAGAAAUCAGGUGUCUUAAGUUAAUUCUGAGGUCAUACAGACUGUAUCAGUACAAUAAACAACAUCCUUUGUGAUUUAUAUCAUGCAUUGUCACUGCUUUAAAUAUAAGAUUUAACUCAUAAGUGACCUUGGUAAGUAGCAAAGGCUAUUUGGAACACAGAUGUCCCUCCUGUGGCCUUUCUGUUUUGGUACAGUUGUUGAAAUGUGUCAAAAUCUUGUUCAUUUUAAUGUCUGUCUUUUUCAUUGUCAUUAAAUUUUUAUAUGUAAUUUCCUUAAGUAAAAUCUAUUUUCUUGA